AUGAGUGAGUUGGAAUAUGUGAAUCUUGAAAAACAAUCAAAAGGAAAUAAAAACAGAAAUAAUAAUUAAUUCAAUAGAAGAGGAAGAAGAGGAGAUAGAAACUUUUCAAACAGAGGAUCUAGGCCUUAAUGGAAAUAAAGAUAAAUACAAUAAAGAUAAUAAUAAUAACAAGGAUAAUAAAGAUCAAACAGAUUCAGAAGAAUACCAACUGGAUAAGCUAGAAGAUAAAGAUUAAAUCGAAUCUAAAACAGGCCUAGAUAAUAGGAAAGGGAAAGAGGUAGAGAUAGAGUGAGGGAAAGAGUUAGAGAUAGAGAUGGUGAAAGAGAUAGAGAAAGAGAAAGAGAAAGAGAAAGAAAUAGGGAAGAAUAGAGAUAUACUAAUAGAGAUAGGGAUAGAGAAGUCAACUCAAAAGGACCUAGACCCAAUGUAAUUGUCAGAGGGUUAGAUCCACACCAAACGGAGACUGGACUUAGAGAAUUCUGUUCUUAAUUUGGACCAAUGGAGAUGUGCAAAUUGGAAAGAGACAAUUUUGGAAAUGUUAGGCCUGAGGGAAUUGGUUUGAUUAGAUUCUUUAAAUAAGAAAAUGCUGAAUUAUUUGUUUCAAAAGUUGAUGGUGAGGUAGUCAAUGUCAAUGGAGAUGAUAAAAGUUUGAGAAGACUGUCUGCUAAAUUAGUUGGGCAGAAUAAUAAAAAUAAUAAUGAAAGAUAAACUAGUGGAAUUCUUAAGAUAAGCAGAGGUCCUAUUCAAAAAUCAUGGAGAAGAUGAAAUGGUGAUAUAUGAAUUAAUAAUAUUAAAAACAAAUCCUAAAUAUUUAGCA
Messenger RNA from Paramecium tetraurelia, 817 nucleotides. RefSeq lists its product as uncharacterized. The transcript has 6 exons. Gene Ontology annotation, molecular function: RNA binding. The record is from RefSeq and is a predicted model, not a curated record. NCBI's taxonomy places the organism in Eukaryota, Ciliophora, Oligohymenophorea, Peniculida, Parameciidae.